Molecule: messenger RNA, 3860 nt
Organism: Closterium sp. Naga37s-1
Lineage: Eukaryota; Viridiplantae; Streptophyta; Zygnematophyceae; Desmidiales; Closteriaceae
Source: the annotation of a GenBank genome assembly
GGUUACCAGAUGGAGAGGAGGCCUCAGAGGUGCUCAGCUGUGACGUCUGGAAGGAGCCUCUGCCUCUCGGUUCAGAGCGGUUGAGAGCGUUGCUGCGAAUCAACAACUUCAGGGACGAGCUGCGCGCCCUCAGGCACCACUUCCUGGGCACCAGAGAGCUCAGGGUGGUGACAGCCACAUGGAACGUGGCGGGCAUAUCGGACCCGCCUUCCCACCUGGACCUUACGGACUGGCUCUCCCUGCAGCAACCUGCCGACAUCAUUGCCAUUGGCUUCCAGGAAAUAGUGCCUCUGAGCACGGGCAGUGUGUUGGGGAUGGACUCAGAGGAGGCGGUGGGGCAAUGGGAGGCCCUAGUGCGCCGCCAGCUCAACACUGCCGCUGCCAAAGCCGCCAGAAAAGCCGCUGCCAAGGCUGCGUCCAGAGGCUCAAGCAAGGCUGAUGAACCCGUAGAGGGGGUGGUUGAUGGGGCAGAGCAGGCAGUGACAGACGGAGGCAGCAGGGCCGGUGAUGAUGAGACAAACAGCACAAGCAGUAGCAGCGGUGUGCAAGGGAGGGCCACGCCUCCCCCGUCUCUGACCAGCAGCAGCGACCUCUCCUUCCACACCAGCAGCUUUCGCCUCCCCUCCUCCGCUUCUGAUGCCUCCAAAGGGUCGCUUGAAGACUCUUCUGCUGCUACUGCUGCAGCUGCAGGGCAUCUUGUGGGCUCCUUGAGUCCAGCUGACGCUGGCGCUGCUGUUCCUGCCACACCUGAGUGGGGCGGGGAUGCUCUGCAGCAGGGGGAACGUGCAGAUAAGGCACCCCUGGAUAAGAUCCUGCCCGAGGAUUUGAUCAGCGUGCCGCUCACUCCUGCCGAGCCCAUCUUUGCAGAUGGAGGUGAAUAUGGUGGGGAGGGGGGUGGCGAUGGCGGGGAGGGGAGGGGGGAUGUGCAGGCGAGUGAGGGAGGGGUGGUAGGGAAGGUUGGGGAAGGGGAAGGUGGAAGGGAGGAUGCAGCAACGGGAGGGGAAGAGGGGGGGAGGGGAGCAGAGAUGGAGGAGGAGUGGGAGGGAGGGGAGGUGGAGGAGGCAUAUGUGAAGGUGGCGGGGAGGCAGAUGGUGGGGGUGUAUCUGAUGGUGUGGGCACGGAAGGGACUGAGGAGGCACAUUCAUAGCGUCAAGGCUAGCACUGUGGGCUGUGGGCUCAUGGGCAUUCUUGGCAACAAGGGCUCUGUGGCAAUAAGCAUGUCGGUGCACGAGACCUCAUUCACCUUCAUCUGUGCGCAUCUCAAUGCCGGGGAGGAGCGUGCCGACGCCGCUCGCCGCACCUUUGACUUCCUCGAGAUUCUCCGCCGCACCGCCUUCCCUAGAGAACUGCCAGAUCCGUGGACUGCCAGGCUGGCAGAGACCAUCACUGAACACGACCGUGUGUUUUUCUUUGGCGAUCUCAACUACCGCCUGGAGCUACCGGAUUUGGAGGCACGCGCGCUGCUGGCAAAGAGGGAUUGGGAGGCGCUGCUGCAGCAUGACCAGCUUCGGUGGGAGCUCUCAGAGGGAGGGGCAUUACCCGGAUGGCGAGAGGGCCCUAUUUUCUUCGCCCCAACCUACAAGUACGCAGCGGGCAGCAACCGGUACGUGGGGGAGGACGAGGAGGACGGGGAGAAGCGCCGCACGCCCGCCUGGUGCGACCGCGUCCUCUGGUACGACUCGGGUGACGCCACUGACAGCCUCCCCCCCCCCAGCAUCAGCAGCCCCAGCCCCAGCACCAACACCACCACCACCGGGAUCGCCAGCAGCGGCAGCAUGAGCAGCAUGGGGGGGUAUGCGAGUGAUGCGCUGCAGCUUGUGUCGUACUCGCGGGCGGAGCUGGCGCUGUCGGACCAUCGGCCGGUGGCGGCGGUGUUUGCAGUGCAGGUGGAGGCGGUGGAGAGGGAGCGGUUCGAUGCUGCCGUGGCUGUGGCGUGCCGGCAGCUGGACGAGCGGCAGCAACUCGCCAUUCCGCAUUUCUCUCUCAGCGCUCAUGCCGUGGAAUUUGGAGAGGUGCCCUACGCGUCUGUGAUCCGGCGAACCAUAGAGCUGCACAAUCUUGGCACGGUGCCCGCGCGCUUCUCCGUGGCCCCGGCAGGCAGCACGGACACCGCUGCCCCCGGCCCUGCUGGGGGGUGCGGGGCAUGGGUGGUGGCGGAACCAGCAGCAGCGGCAGUGGCGCCAGGGCACACGGUGACCCUCAGCCUGCACACCUGGAUGGCAGUGCCGGGCACAAGGGUGGAUUUGCUGGUGGAUCGCGGCGGGCUGCUGGAUUUGAUUCUGGUGGUCGCGAUUGCGGGCGGCGGGGACCUGUUUGUGGCGUGCUCGGGGAGCUACGUGCCAUCCUGCUGGGGCUUGCGUUCCCUUUCAUUCACCCCACCCGGCAUUCACCAUGCCACGCCACUCAUUCUAGAAGCUUUGGCGGGUCACCACGGCCGCAGCGGUCCUACCUACCCUCAGCCGCGGGGGCCACACCACUCUCUCCUCUCCACCAGCACCCCUACCCUCAAGCCCUUCUCGUCAACCCCUUCAUUUUUCCUGCCACCACUUUCCCUCCUCCCUCAUUCCCCACUCCAAGCCUCAAGGACCACCUCCUCCCUCCUCUCGAACAACCCCUUUCUCCUCCCUUUCCCGCUUCACUCCGUUCUUCCCUACCGCAUUUCUCCUGUCAACCCCCUCCCCCAUUCCUCACCGUCUAGUCUGAACGCCCGGACAUGCUCUCUUCCCAUGUGCCAUGUUCCUGCCUUUGCUCCCCCUCCCCUCACAUUCGUUAUUCCCUAUCUCAUUUCUCCUGCCACCUCGCCCUUGCCCCUUCCCUCCUCCCCACCCCAUAGUCUGGAGGCACUGGCAGGUCUAAAGGACCCCAUCCGCUCGCUCUCUCUCGACGCCAUCGCCACACGCCAGCGCUCCUCCCUCCGCUACAGCCGGGCUACAGCUGCCCCUGCUGCUGGCGGUCACCAGGCCAGCAUCCCAGAAGCUUCCGAAACCGACCCUGACAAUGACUCCGCUGUUGCAGGCGGGGAGGACGAUCGGCCGCUAGGAGCAGCGGCACGGGCAGCAGCGCCCCAUGCAUCAGACGCGUUUGAGGUGCCCAAGGAGGUGGCCCGCAUGCUCACCUUCCUUCUGGACUCAGGCCAGGACAUCUCCUCCGCCUUUGACCCUAUCGCUCUCGGUAUUGAUCUCUCUCUCGACCAGGAGGACAGCACUCGCGCCGUGGGUGCAGCAGCAGGGGCAGUUGGAGCAGCCGCAGCAGACCUUGCAGCAGGAGGAGCCACAGGAGCAGGAGGGGGAGGAGGUGGAGCAGGAGGAGCAGGAGCAGGAGCAGGGGAAGGGGAAGGGGAAGGGCCGGGGUCGACGCAAUUUUUAGCGGCCAAGGCAGCAGCACUGGGUGCAGUAGCUCAGGAGCUGCAGAUAGCACCCAUCCGUCUCGCACUCGACACCAGCACACCCUUCCCCACCGAAACCUCCCCCCUCACCAUGGCGCGUGCGCUUGUCUCUUUCCUUCUAGCCCUCCCUGAGCCUAUAAUUCCUCCGGCUGUGGGGGAGGAGGUGGCGUGUAGGGAGGGGUGGGCACGGGGGGCCGCGGCUACGCUGCUGGCGGAGCGGUUGGGUGCGGUGCAGCUGGGUGUGGUGGACUCGCUGCUGGCGCUCAUUCAGGCGCUGCUGCGGAACCGCAUUGCGAAUCGACUCGCUAUUCAUGAACUAGCUGCCAUCCUGGCCUACUGCCUCUUUGGUCCCGUGCCCGCGUUCACAAAUGACGAGAUGGGGAUUGCGACCGCCACGGAUGCCGUGAGGAUUGUGAAGCGCCGGAGACGAUUCAUGCGCUUGCUGAUUGAGGAUACUCGGCUCCGUUCCAAGUGA